CCCCCACACUCGCGCGCACUAGCUAGCGCCAAAUCCUAGCGUUUUUUUUUCUUCUUCCGCUAUAAGAAUGGCCAUCGAAUCAUCCAUCGAUGGAGCCACACCAUCUUAUCAAUCCCGUGAACCUCCACUUCCCUCACUCUCAAGUCUCUCUCUUGCUGAUAUAUAUAAAAAAAGUCUCUCUCUCGCUAAUCUCUGAUUGAUUGCUUCUAGCUAGCUAGCUAGGCCGCCGCCUCGCCCUGCUGCAAGAGCACGCCAUGGCGGGCGCCGCGGCGGAGCGGAAGGUGAGGGUGGCGGAGCUGGCGCUGCGGGCGCUCCUCAGCGGGCUGGCGGCCCUGGCGGCGGCGCUGGUGGCCACCGACGCCCAGACCCGGACCUUCUUCUCCUCCUACCAGAAGAAGGCCACCUUCAGGGACAUGAAGGCCAUGGUGUUCUUGGUGGUCGUCACCGGCGUGGCCGCCGGGUACAGCCUGCUGCAGGCGGCGCGGUGCUGCUGGGCCGCCGCGGCGGCCCGGGGUGGCGGCGGCGGCGGCCUGCCCCUGCCGAGCCGGGCCCUGGCCUGGUGCGUCUUCUCCUGCGACCAGGCGCUGGCGUACGCGGUGCUGGCGGCGCUCGCGGCGGCGCUGCAGGCGUCGGUCAUCGCCAAGCGGGGGCAGCCCGAGCUGCAGUGGAUGGGGAUCUGCGCCAUGUACGGCGCCUUCUGCAGGCAGGCCGGUGCCGGGCUCGCCAGCGCCGUCGGGGCCGGGGUCGCCGCCGUGCUGGUCGCGUUCCUCUCCGCCUUCAACCUCUUCAGGCUCUACGGCAGCAAGACCGGCGCGACGUGGUAGUGUGCAGCUUGAGCUUGAGAUUACUGCUAGUACAUACGUGGCGUGGCUUCUUCACUGCUCCGAGAAAUCGAUCGAGAUCAGGUGCUUCUCUCGCGAUGCAAGCAUUGCAGGGACGAUGUGCACUGAACGAAGCUCUGCUGAUUGAUUGCGCAUCUUGAAUUCGAUCUCCAUGCUUGUUUUCUCUGUAAAUGAGCAUAAAGAUAUUUAGAUGCACGCACUGCUCAAGAAACACAGCUUAAAAACUUUGUCCGUAAAUUGCUACGA
Panicum virgatum (switchgrass) is the source of this 1088-nucleotide messenger RNA. Its product is annotated as CASP-like protein 2U1. Bases 255 to 824 code for a protein of 189 amino acids. NCBI's taxonomy places the organism in Eukaryota, Viridiplantae, Streptophyta, Magnoliopsida, Poales, Poaceae. The transcript has 2 exons. The record is from RefSeq and is a predicted model, not a curated record.